AUGCCGCCCGUCACACAGUACGCACGCCUGACCCUCAAGCCCGGCACAGAGGCCGACGCCUUGGACCAGUCCACCCCGACAGGCAAGAUUGUCCAGCGCCGCGUCACCGAGCCGACCACGCAGCCCGGCUUCCGCGCCAUCCACUACGGCCUCGCCGUCGAGCGACCCUCUGAGCUCUGGGCGUUUCUCGACUGGGAUACCGUCGAGCAGCACCAGACGUGGCGCGAUUCGGCAUCCCACGAUGACCUGAGAAAGAGCCUCGCGACCAUCAGCGACGCGUCCGCGCCCAAGUUCUCCCUGUACAUUACGCCCCAGCCGACAGUCGCCUUCAACGACCCUGCCUACCCCGUGGUCGAGGUCCUCAACAUGCUCCUUCCCCCCGACAUGGACGAGGCCGCCAUGAAGAUGGUAGAGGGCCGAUGGGACGAGUUUGCCCGCCAGGCCCUUCACCCGCCCGCCCUGUGCGGCAAGAUCGCGACGGGCUGGUCGCUGGAGAACAACGCCCCGGUGCGCGGCGAGGAGGGCAAGACGGGCAAGGUGUUCCUCGCGUUGGUCCAGUGGCCCAGCACGGACACGCACAUGGAGAACAGGGGCCUGUCGGUGUUCAAGGACAGCAUCCACCUACUGCGCGAUCUGCCGGGCCUGCUCAAGAUGGACAUGUUCCACGUCCACGCCACGACCAAGACAGCGGCUUGA
Emericellopsis cladophorae is the source of this 696-nucleotide messenger RNA. RefSeq lists its product as uncharacterized. NCBI's taxonomy places the organism in Eukaryota, Fungi, Ascomycota, Sordariomycetes, Hypocreales, Bionectriaceae. Bases 1 to 696 code for a protein of 231 amino acids. The transcript has 2 exons. The record is from RefSeq and is a predicted model, not a curated record.